UAACAGCUCGGCAACUCGUCAAACAAACAUAGGCAAUUGCAUUGCGCUUCUUCGGCAUCUAGAGACUACGAGGUAAUUCGGGUUUUAACUCACGUUUAUCUGAAGAGAAAGGUUUAGGAUCAAAUUCUUUCCAUGGGUGUGUAAUGCUGUGUUGACACAAGGCUUUCCUGUUCAAAGCUGCCCAAGGCAUCUGCGCAUUAACACCAUUUGUGUUUCAGAGAGAGGAUUAAGACAUCCUGAUCUUUUUGACCUCAUAGAAUCUAGACAAUAAAGCCUUUAGAGUAGGUCAGCCAUCCAGAUGUGGAUCAGAUUUAGUGGAGUUCAAGACAGAUUUAUUGACUCGAAGGCAGAAGUCCUUUAAAGCCCGUUAUUAAACCCGUAAUUAGGAAAAAAAAGCCCCGUUGAGAAAGGGUCACCAGAUGAACAACAGAUUUCUUGUGUCAUUUAGGAAUAUAAUGCAUUUUUUACACCUCAUUAUUUCUUAAAAUUAGAUCAGUUCUCAGUAGUACUAAUGAAGGAUGAAACGCAAGUCUUGUACGUGACUUUGAGCAAGUUGAACAAGGGAUGGAAGAAGAAGAAAGAAAGCGAGAGAGUGGAGUGACCCUCUUUUGAAUGAACCUCCCCCAGAACCUUUACUCUUGAAGAAAGGCUCACUAGAGUUCAUUCACCCUUGUGUGUGUGAGAGAGAGAGAGAGAGAGAGUGAGUGAGAGAGAGAGAGAGAGAGAGAGAUAUGCAACUCUUUGGCAUGAACCUCCCCCAGACCCUUUCUUCUUGGAGAAGGGUUCACUAGAGUUCAUUCACCUUGGUGUGGAUGUGCGAGAGAGACUGUAAUGUUUUCCCUCGCUGAGCGUACAGUCUGACUAAGAGGACUACAAACUAUUUCACAUAAGAACCUGUUUGUGAGCAGUUGCACAAGUCCAGACAUUCGAGGUUGUUGUUCUUUGGACACUUUCUUAACAUGAAUGUGUCUGGUAUGGUAUUACUGGGAAGAAACUGUAAGCAUCUUGGUGGUGGGUUGGUGAAGGAGCACGGGGACGGUACAACAACAGGAUCAUUUUCAACCACAGUCUUUGCGAGUAGAGGAGAUGUUCCGAAAAGCUGGAGAAGGAAAAGGAAUUCCAGGAAAAAACUGCUCGUAUUCGGAAAGGGGGCACCCACGAGGGGCGUCAUCGUAAAUCUAAAUGCCACUUCAGGAGGGAGGGAGGUGUGACCGUCCUGCAGCAGAGACCACACUUCUACAUCUCUCCCCCUCCUCUUGACUUUCCUGCUUUUCUGAUUGGUUCAAGUCUAGCCUUGUAGACUCCCCCCUUUUCUUCAGCACACAAACAUUCUCCGAGUGUCUCCUCCCAUCCUGCACUGUUGUUUUCAAGGAAACCUGCAAGAUUUCUAAGCAAAGCUGUUGUUUUGGCUGCUUUUCUUGGUUCAUUUGAGUGCAGAACUCCAGUCCUGUUUCUCAACCUGCAGAAAUACCGCUUGGCCUUGCCUCUUUUCAAGGAAUCGUACUUUGAGUUCAGAACAUUUUUGAAGAGGGAUUUAUUAUCUACUCCCAAGAAGUUUUUUUUCCCUCCUUUGACACAUGGUUGAAGCCAUCACUUUGUAAAACUGUGCAGGACAUUCCUACUGUAAGUUUAUUCGUAGAGGAUUGCAAAGGAUCGUUGAUAAGUGGGAAGCCAGCGGGUAUUCUUUUUGAAAUUUGAUGGGCCAAGAUGCCGCAAAUCAAGGAAACGGCAAGUGAAGGAAACAUUCCCAUGUGGAGAGUAGGAUCUUCUGGAUGCGCCAAUGAAAUGUGAUCAGUUCUGCUUCUUCAGGCUUUUUGCAUACUGCUUCUGACCUUUCUUGUUGCCUGCAGAAAUCUUACCUCUUAAUUUGGGGAAAGGUGAAGAGGUGAGAAGUAUUUUUGAUAUGUUGAUAUGUUGUAAAGGCUUUGAAACGAUAAGUCUUGUCACUUUAAAAGAAGUUCUGGUGAAAGUUCAGUGUGGAUUUAUCUAUAGGAUUUCAACCUUCCUGGGUUGUGUUGCGGUUUCCUGAGGCAGGCUAGAGAACUGCUACUCCUGAACUUGAUGUGCAGGCUGGGUGAUGACGGAAGGCAUGUAACCAGAAGGCUGAGGAGGUUACUCGGAGCUACGCUGUACUCCAGAGCUUGGGCUUAGUCUCAACAAACCAACUAGGAAAAACUGUCCUCCAGGAAGAUAAAUCUUUGGCCUCUCUAAAGAAGCUGCCAUCAAAUCAACUGGGUUAACAGCUGUGGUGGACGACUCGUGUGAACUUUCUUUAUUUGAACUGACAGAAAAUGGUCAGCAUGGAGAGUGAGAUGGACUCGUUUUGUGACUGGGAGACGGUUCAGCACCCUGAAGGACCUCAGUAUUGUUGGACUCAGUGGGAAUGGGAGUUUGAGAGAGUUCCAGCAGUGUUAAGCCCCACGUAUAAGCAACGCAAUGAGGACUUCAGGAAACUCUUCAAGCAGCUACCUGACACCGAACGCCUCAUUGUGGACUACUCAUGUGCCCUGCAGAGAGACAUCCUCCUACAGGGUCGCCUCUACCUCUCUGAAAACUGGAUUUGCUUCUACAGCAACAUCUUCCGCUGGGAAACACUGCUAAUGGUGCGCCUGAAGGACAUCUGUUCCAUGACUAAAGAGAAGACGGCACGUCUCAUCCCCAAUGCCAUCCAGCUCUGUACCGACAACGAGAAGCACUUUUUUACCUCAUUUGGUGCACGGGACCGGACUUACAUGAUGAUGUUCCGUCUCUGGCAGAACGCUCUCCUGGACAAGCCGUUGUGUCCCAAAGAGCUGUGGCACUUUGUCCAUCAGUGCUACGGGAACGAGCUGGGCUUGACGAGUGAUGACGAGGAUUACGUGCCCCCGGAUGAUGACUUUAACACCAUGGGCUGUUGCCCCCCUCCCUGGUGCAGGUACUGUGAGGAGAUUCCACCCGAGGAGAACGAGGCCCAGGACACAUGCACCAAAACCCCAGAGGUCAAAAUGGACACGAGUCCGCAGUUGCCCAAGAAAUCCUUCACCAGCAAUAAUCUCCCUUCAACGGGCAGCGGUGAAACACCUUGCCAUUAUGAUGUUCCACCAGAGGAAGAGUUUUCUGGCUGUCUUCCUGAAGAUCUCCUAAAUCUGCCUUUACCAGAUAGCAAGCUGCCCAUGCCCAGUGGUCCUGCACCCUCACCGUCGCUUGACUUCAACGAUAAUGAUCUUCCAACUGAUCUUCCGACUGAGCUCAGCGACUCAUCGGAUACUCACGACGAUGGAGAAGUCCAGGCCUUCUACGACGAUCUAAACGGGAAGCAGUACAUCAACGAGGUGUACAAGUUCGGCGUGGACAAGCUGUACGACCUCCUCUUCACCGAGUCACAGUUCAUGAGGGACUUCCUGCAGCUCCGCCGCUUCUCUGGCGUGGUGUAUCAUCCAUGGAAGAAGGAAGAGAUGGGAGACCAGAGCAGAGAGAUCAUGUACACCAUCUCCAUCACCAACCCCCUGGCUCCAAAAACCGCUACAGUCACUGAGACUCAGACUCUGUACAAAGCCAGCCAGGAGAGCGAGUGUUACAUUGUUGAUGCUGAAGUGAUCACUCAUGAUGUUCCUUAUCACGACUACUUCUACACGCUCAACCGCUACAUGCUGACCAGGGUGGCUAAGAACAAGUGCAGACUGAGGGUUUCCACCGAGCUGCGCUACAGAAAACAGCCUUGGGGUCUUGUCAAGGGCUUUAUAGAGAGAAACUUCUGGAGUGGCCUUGAUGAAUAUUUUAGACAUUUAGAGCUGGAGCUGAGUAAAGCGGAGGUCACGCUAAACGAACCCCACAGACCUUCUCCCAAAGCCAAAGCGACACGCUCGUCCACAGUGAGGCGACACCGGAAACGGGCGACGGCUCACCUGAGGCCGCAGCACCCGGACGAGGAGCUGAGCGCCGUCACCACGGCCGACGACAACGAGGUCAUCCAACGCAUUAAACACGUGCCAGGAUCCACACAGACGCGGCACUUCCCCGACCCGGCGGCCGGAGGCCUGGCGCUGUACAGCGUCUCCAAACUCCUGCUCAUCUUCAGCGUCGUUCUGGUGCUGCUGGUUUUCCUCAACAUGAUACUGUUCUAUAAGCUGUGGACGCUGGAGCAGACCACGCAGAGCUUAGCGUCGCUGCAGGGCCUCCGAGCUCGCGACAGUAAACUUCCCCAAACGCAGAUGGAGUGGGCCCAGCUUCUGGAGUCGCAGCAGCGUUACCAUGACGACGAGCUGGAGAAGUGGCAGGAGAUAAUCAAGUCGUCUGUGGUUUUGUUAGACGAGAUGAGAAGAUCUUUACUGAACCUGCAGAAGGGAAUCCGCGUGAGAGACGACGACUCCGCGGCCCAGGACAAACGGAUUCGAUACCACUGACGGACCUCGGGCCGACCGGACACGCGGUGCAAUAAGAACGGCGCGGAGGAACUUCAGAAGCCGUCUCGCUCCUCUCCUCUUCUCUCCUCUCCUGUCCAGCGCAGCUCGUUUGCAAAAAUGAACCGUUUGACCCCGAUCAUCCUGAUCUCCAGGGCCAAAAAUGACUCCCGAGUCGUUCGUUCGUUCGUUCGUUCGUUCAUUCAUUCAUUCAUUCAAGGACUCGUUUGAGGGUUAAACGCACACGCAGCCACAUCUCAGCUGCACCACCACCACAACUCUCGUUUUCUUUCCUUGUCUUUUUUUUUUCUGUUUAGUUUCGUGUCGUUUUUAAUUAAAAAAAAACAAAAAAAACGUUUAGGAGUCCGGGACCAGGUUAACCUUUGACCUAUUAUCUCUAAGCGUUACUUGCGAAUGUGCACAGAUAGGAGAAUGUAGAGCGCAUAUUACGAACACACACAGAUUUCUAAUUUAUAAGUAGAGCUAUAUUUGUUGCCAGAGCUACCUUUUUACCGAGGCUUCCAUGAUGGGGGGAAAAAAACUUAAAUCGGGGCUGGACCCCGGAGAGCUUGUGCCAUGGUGCUAAUUAUGCAGAAAUGUCCAUGUUACAGUUCCAGAUUAUUAUUUAUUUAUUUUUUUAAAGUUCUGUCUGUGUGUAGCGUAGCUCGUUUCUCUUCUCGGAACAUUGUGUUGCCUGUAAAAGUGAAAGGCCAAUCGUAUCGUCGUUAGCGGAAAACAGGAAGCGCGAUCAUUUUCCUCAGGCGCCGUUACUGUAUUUCAUUUUGCACAAAGCCAAAACUGCAUCAUUUGUCAUCUAUUGCUGUUCUUUUUUUUUUUUUUUAACACCGGACUGUUGCCAACUUUAUUUACACUCAACGUUCAUUCCACGUUUUUGCGUCACAGGAUCGGUCGUUCCUGAAAAUGUUGUUUUUAAGCUGUUUGUGUGGAGAUAUUUCUUGCGUUUUAUCGUAGCUUAGGAAAAUAAAUAAAUAAAUAAAUAAAUAAAUAAAUAAAUAAAUAAAUCGAACGGUAUUUUAUUUACCACGAAAGCAGCUAGCUAUCUGCCUCACGGUUCACUUCUAGGCAGCGCUUUGAUAUCUCUGAAGGUAACGAUAAGAAAACGCUUUUAAAACAUCCUCGGAAGGCAGCGAAACGUCGCCAUGUUGCUAGGUUACCGCCGUACGCGUAACCAUGACUAAUCCCGAACUCCGUUACCUAAUCCAUUGAUCAGAGUAUACCGUCGUGCGGAAAAUACAACCGGGGAGCGAAUAUUCAGGACUUACGCCAGCGAUUUCCGACUGGAAAUACUUCUCGAAUCUGAUCGAUCAGAAGGCGAUUCAUUUUCUAUACCAGCAGCUAGGAGAGUUCGUAACGCGUUAUCGUUUCCAUAGUAACAGCUCGUUCAAAGGGACGGUCAGGGAUGAAAAUAAACCCACGUGCGAUCAGUCGUCUCGGAUGGCGAACUAUUCCGCGAGGACACGUUUACAAUAUGCGACAUUUUACGGAAGGAGUCUCCAGUGUUCAAAAACUUCUAAGUGUAAAGCCGUAACGUUACGUUUUCGGACGUCUUCAGGACCGAGGAGUUUACGUUUUUGGGGUUUCUCGGUCACAUGACGAGCUGCUUUUUUUUUUUCUUUUUUUUUCCUCCAUUCAAUCCAAGAAGAAGAAGAAGAAAAAAAAAUAAGAGGCUGCUAAAACGAAACAGGAAAUGGUUAUCAUUCGUAGACGUUGAUAAACGGAGUAUCGGCACAUUAAUGGCGCAGAGCAACGACCGAGAUCGUUUCGUUUCCAUACUGCCUGCUAGAGCCGGGGAAGUAAAAGGAGUAAACUGUGGGGGAGAAAAAAAAACAACAACAACAACAACAACAACAAAAAAAACAAGAACAAUGACUAUAUGCUAGGUAGAACCGGAGAGUGAACGUUCCGGAGAGCAGAAAGUCACGGCCAAGCCGUCUGUUCAAGCCGCGCCUGGCGUUUUUAUUUACUUAUUUAUUUAUUUAUCGAACGAUUCCUUUUAUCCAAAGCCCUACAGCUGAGCCGUGUAGCGGUAAAAGCGUCGCUUUCUGGCAGCGCAGGGAUUUGAACCUACAACCUCUUGAUGACAACUUGAACCUGAGCCUUUUUAUACAAGCUGUGAAGAUAUCUCCAGAUCCUCAGAUCCGGUCUGACCAAUACGGACAAAUCUCAUUUCUAACACGCAGCUUGUCGGAGCGAACGGGCGAGCCGUUUAAUUAAUAAUAACCAGAGUACGAACGGGAGUCGAGUUUCUUUAGUUCUUUUUUUUUUUUUUUUGGUGGAGAGACAAUGCAGAGCUUCAUUAAUGCUACUGUGAUGUCCAUGUCUUUUAGAACUGGAGUGGCAUGUUUAUCAUGGAAAAGUUUGGGGACUACAUUUAUUUAUUUAGUUGAUUUCUUUAAAUCAUGCAAAGUUUCCACAAGAAAUAAUUGGAAGUACAGCUUCGGCGUUCAACCUCGCACCCUAGAGCCAUCUUUUUACUGUUUUAUAUCUACAGAUCCUCGUGAAGUGCUGCUCUUUAACUCCUCCGUCAAUCCCUGGUAAAUAAUUGGAGCAGCUCAAUAAGGAUCCAACCAUAGUGAACUCAUCGAGGGUGCGUGUUUGCGGUACUUUAUCAGGUCUUUGAAUAGUCAUGGCCGUGACUGUUAUGGUCCAGUUAUUGAUAGAGGAUUACAAUUUAAUAUCUCGCAACACGCCUCUGCGCAAAAUCGACAAAAAACAAAAAAAAAAAGUAUAAAUAAAAGCGAAUCGGUCAGUUUAUCAAAAGGAGAGCUGCUCAUGGAUGCCAAAUAUUAUCAGAACCCUCAUACUCUGGGUUCAACGCUAAACCCGAAUCCAGAACAAAUCCUGUUUGUUUUUGUUUUGCUCCUCCAUUCUUCCAAUCAUUCAUCCCAGAGUACGAAAGUAUUGAGACGUAACGACAAAACAAGUAUUAUGGCAUUGUAUUUCAAUUGCAAAUGUAUGUGCAUAAAAUCUUUAAUGUUUUUUUUAUUAUUAUUAUUAUUUUAAAUCGACAUAUAUCGGGCUGAAAUAUUUAUACUAAUAUUAUAAUGGAUGUACAUGUUGUAUAUGUAUAGUUACCGUGUAUAUGGAAAAAGGGCUCCAGCGUGUCGCUGGCCGAAAGCUGGCAGUCCCGAAAAAGAUACUUUCCAGAGUAAAAAAUCUCAUAGAUUUGUGUGAUCAACAAAUGGGCGGAAUGAAUAAAGGUAUUUAAGAGCA
Messenger RNA from Ictalurus furcatus (blue catfish), 7613 nucleotides. It is a transcript of the gene gramd1ba, whose product is annotated as GRAM domain containing 1Ba. Gene Ontology annotation, biological process: intracellular sterol transport. NCBI's taxonomy places the organism in Eukaryota, Metazoa, Chordata, Actinopteri, Siluriformes, Ictaluridae. Bases 2292 to 4382 code for a protein of 696 amino acids. Gene Ontology annotation, molecular function: sterol binding; sterol transfer activity. Gene Ontology annotation, cellular component: endoplasmic reticulum membrane; plasma membrane; endoplasmic reticulum-plasma membrane contact site. The transcript has 17 exons. The record is from RefSeq and is a predicted model, not a curated record.